AUGCAAGCUUUCGAUCAAUAUCGUGGGCAAGGAAAAAGCAUAACAACCCAAAAAACCCAUCCCCCACAAGAACAGCGUAGAUUCGAGGUACUGGGAACAAGAGUGCAUACUCAUAAGCAAGAUUUGAUUGGUGAUGAAGCUACAUCGGACGACGAAGAUAUUCCUGAUGUUUCUGACUACUCGUGGCUAGCUAUGCCUAAUGAAAAUAUUCUUCAGUCAGCCAUGCCUGAUGAAGCAAUUCCUCGGCAUGUUCCAGCGACGUUCGAAUUGAAUGCAAACGCUCAAGAAUUCGUUUCUACAUAUACUGUUCCUCCAGUCUUAAAGGGCGAAGAACGUCAAGUCAUUCCUGAGAAAGAAACAAAUGUUUAUGAAUCACAAUCUAAUGAUGUGAAACCAGAUCAACCUGAUAGUGUUGGACCUUUAUUAGUUGAAUUGGCUAAGCAACAAGUAUUGAAUUCCUUACCUAAACAACAACCACCAAUGUUUUCUGGUAAUUAUUUUGAUUAUCCUUAUUUCAUUAAUUCCUUCGAAUCCCUCAUUGAAAGCAAAGUCGAGGAUCCGAAGCAAAGACUUUAUUAUUUGAAUCAGUUCACAAGUGGGGAAGCAAGAGAAGUUAUCAAAGGCUUAGUCACAUUGAACUCUCCAGAAGCCUACACGAAAGCACGAACUGUUCUGAAAGAAAGAUUUGGUCAUCCAUAUCGCGUUGCUUAUGCCUACAAAGAAAGGUUAUUGAAUUGGGCUACCAUAAAGGACUCAGGAGAUGGUGUUGGUCUAUUGAAAUUUUCAGAUUUUCUUGUACAAGCGGAAGAAGCUAUGAAGACACUUAAACACAUGGAAGUGUUAAAUAGCGAAGAUGUCAUAAAGAAGAUUUGCUCAAAAUUACCAAAUUUCGCAAUUGCAAGAUGGUGCCGUCGAGCGAAUGAAAUCUUAACUGAAAAAGACGCAGUCAAAUUCCACGAUUUCGUAGAAUUUGUGAAAGACGAAGCAACUUUUGCUACAAAUCCUGUGUUUUCUCCUUAUGCCAUUAAAGAAGAAAAGAGAGGUGAUAGGAAGAACGAAGGUAAAGAGCAAGACAUUCGUAAAUGGAAAAGGAAUGAACAGUCCAGUAAUUUUUCAACCAUCGUCAAUCCCCUAUCGCUUACUGACAAAGAAAGAAGUCCACCUGAUGUGCACAAGUGUACUUUGUGUGCAAAGAAUCAUGUUUUGGAGAAUUGUCAGAAGUUUCAAGAAAUGAAGUUAAGUGAAAGAAUGGAUUUCAUUCGGAAGAAAGAAUUGUGUUUCGGAUGCCUUCGUGUUGGUCAUGUGUCUAGAAGAUGUCUCACUAGAAAGAAGUGUGAUGUUUGCCAACUAAAACAUCCUACAUUGUUACAUGAUGCAACGAAGAGUGGCAACAAGAAAGAGUGCUCAACGCAAACUUCCUCAGAAUUGCCCAAUAAGGACCCCAAAUCCACUGGUUCUACAAUUAACAACUGUGUAAGCGUACGAAAUGCUGUGAAAUCCAAUCAAGAUAACAACGAAAGCAGAAUCAGUUCAAUGAUUGUACCAGUUUGGUUGCAUCACAAGAAAGAUCCCCAUCAUCAAAUAAUGGUAUACGCUUUAUUAGAUCCUGCUAGUAAUGGGACAUUCAUUAAAAGUGAUACUUCAAAGAAACUCGGACUUAAUGGUAUAGAUGUUCAUCUAAACUUAAACACAAUGCAUGGAACGGAAAUGAUAGCAACAAAGAAGAUAGCUGGGCUUAUCAUAGAAGACCUAGGAAAAACCACCCAAAUCGAGUUACCGAAAUCCGUUUACUGUAGAGAUGAUAUUCCAUCAAAAAGAGACGAGAUACCUCGACCUGAAAUGGCUGAAAGAUGGCAGCAUUUAGAAAGGCUAACAACACAAUUACCACGUUAUCAAGAAAACGUGGACAUUGGUCUACUGAUUGGAUCAAAUUGUCCAAAGGCGAUCAAGCCACAGGAAGUCAUACCAGGAAACGAGAACGAUCCUUAUGCAAUUAAAACUCUUCUUGGUUGGGGGUUUAUCGGUCCUGUUUCGAAGUUGAAUGAAAACGACUUAGACUUUGAAAGUUAUCAAAUGUCAUGUAAUCGCAUUGUGACCAGGGAGAUUGCCUCAGAGAAACAACUAAACAUUGUUUUCGCUCCAGAAAAUCGUGUAAAAGAAAUUAUCGACCCAUCAACGAUCAACAAGAUGUUCGAACUCGAUUUCAACGAGAAUAUUAACAUUUCGCCAACGUAUUCCUCAAUUGAUGACCAGAAUUUCCUGCGAAAGGUUUCUGAUGGAAUCCACCUUGGAGAAGAUGGACAUUAUGAGAUCCCACUGCCGUUCAAGAAUGAUGAUAUCAAAUUACCAAACAACCGAAAUUUAGCUGUGUUUCGCCUACAACAAUUGAAGUCAAGAUUCAAGAAUGAUACUACGUACAAAGAAGAUUACGUCACAUUCAUGAAAGAAAUGAUAAAGAAAGGAUAUGCAGAGCAAGUUCCAUCGAAUGAAGAAACAACAGAACCAGGAAAAUGUUGGUACAUCCCACACCACGGGGUUUACCAUCCCAAGAAACCUAAGAAGAUACGAGUUGUAUUUGACUGUUCCUCUCAAUACAAAGGAGAAUCGCUCAACCAGUAUCUACUCCAAGGUCCAGAUUUAACGAAUAAACUGAUUGGAGUAUUAACAAGAUUUCGCCAAGAAAGUGUUGCUUUCACAACUGAUAUAGAAGCUAUGUUUUAUCAAGUAAAGGUCUCGAAAGAGUAUCGCGAUUUCCUCCGUUUUCUUUGGUGGCCUGGAGACAACCCAGACACAAAUCAAGAACCUCAAACGUAUCGGAUGACAGUGCAUCUGUUUGGGGCAGCCUCGUCUCCAGGAUGCUCGAACUAUGCCCUUAAACGAACUGCUGACGACAAUGAACAAGAAAUUGGAAAGGAUGCAGCGGAAUUCUUGAGAAGAAACUUCUACGUCGAUGACGGGCUGAAGUCAGUCGCCUCCGUGUCCGAAGCAGUUAACCUGGUGAAGCAAGCCAAAGAGAUGUGCAGUCGAGGUGGGUUCAAUCUGUGCAAAUUCAUCAGUAACAAAAGAGAAAUUCUUCAGCAAAUUCCCGAGUCAGACCGUGCGGAUGCAGUGAAGAAUCUUGACUUAGCUGUAUUACCAAUUGAAAGAACACUGGGCGUGCAAUGGUGCAUAGAAACUGACAACUUUGAAUUCAGAAAUUAUUUUACAAGAUCGUCCGUUAACAAGAAGAGGAAUCUUGGCGACUGUCUGUUCAGUUUACGACCCACUGGGAUUCGUGGCACCGAUAAUUCUUCUUGGAAAAAGAAUACUUCAAGAUCUCUGUCGUGA
Messenger RNA from Dendronephthya gigantea, 3327 nucleotides. RefSeq lists its product as uncharacterized. The transcript has a single exon. NCBI's taxonomy places the organism in Eukaryota, Metazoa, Cnidaria, Anthozoa, Malacalcyonacea, Nephtheidae. Bases 1 to 3327 code for a protein of 1108 amino acids. The record is from RefSeq and is a predicted model, not a curated record.